Messenger RNA from Procambarus clarkii (red swamp crayfish), 6414 nucleotides. RefSeq names its product zinc-ribbon metal-binding protein lunapark (gene Lnpk). NCBI's taxonomy places the organism in Eukaryota, Metazoa, Arthropoda, Malacostraca, Decapoda, Cambaridae. The record is from RefSeq and is a predicted model, not a curated record. Gene Ontology annotation, biological process: endoplasmic reticulum tubular network organization. Gene Ontology annotation, cellular component: endoplasmic reticulum tubular network.
UGGAGUGCUGGUGACGCGGACCAAUCGGCGAAUUUGUUUUGACGAGAGUGCUGGAGCCGAGCAUGAAGGAACACUUCCCAUAAGGAUGUCUGCUGUCAAGCAUCGCUAAAAGGCGCCAUGGGGCUUAUUAUAUCCAGAUUUCGGAAAAAACAAUCGACCAAAGACUUACUUGAAGAGAUUCAAAAGAAUGUGGAGGCGAUCGAGGAAUACCGGGAGACGACGGAGCAACGCCAGAAGAAGCUGGUGGGGAGCCUCGUCCUCUACUCCAUCGUGCUAUACUUGGUUGCCGCUGUUGUCUUCUACUUCUAUUACUUCCCCAACAAGCUACGCGAGAGGCUGCUAUAUGCCACCCCUUUUAUUAUUUUUCCCUUCUUAAUCUACUCUAUAAAGAGGCUGCUGACUUGGUAUUAUCGACGGAAGAUUUCUAAAAAUGAAGAAAAGUUAAAAAGUCUCCGCGAGAGACAAGAGAAGAUCUUGGAGCAGGUGAUGGAGACAGAAACAUACAAGGUGGCGAAGGAGAUACUGGAACUGUAUGCUCCUGACCAGCUACGCAGGAAUCAGAUGCUCAAAACGCCAACGCCUGUGGGCCCAGUUGCACCGACCCCUGCCAGUCAGCAUGCAGAUGUUCGAAGACGAGUGGUGAGCACAGCAACGACUCCUCAGUCUGUGCCUCUUGGAAGCAUGGGAGCACGACCCUUGGGCCCCCAAGUCUUGCCGCACCAGACUCCCAUCUACACUUCCAGGCCACUGCCAAUAACACAAUCGACGCCUGUGAGACCAGGUCUAGCUGGCAUGAGCACUCUAAGGUCAGCAUCAUCAGGAGGGGUUGUGCCUCUAGGCCCUGGGCCAGCCAAAGGCCUCCCUGUUGUUGGCAUCACUCCCGCUUCCUUCACCGCCACACCAGCGCUCCCUCUCCAUACAACUGUCCCACGUGCUUGCAGGCAAAUCAAACUGGGCUACCUCAUGGGCAGUCACGGAUGGGAGACAAUUGUUUAUUCAAAAUCAAAUGCUCCCAGCAGUGUCAGAGGUGAUGGCGCACCUCCGGGACCGCCCAUGCCGCGACCAGUGCUGCCACGGGAGCGAGGCUACUUGGAUCGUUUCGUUGAGUACUUAGUGGGUGAUGGACCUGCAAACCGUUUUGCCUUAGUGUGUCGUCAGUGUGAGUCGCACAAUGGGAUGGCACUUAAGGAUGAGUUUCAGUACCUAGCAUUUAGGUGUGCGUAUUGUUUUUACUGGAAUCCUGCUCGAAAGCAACGUCCCUCUGCCCCUCGUCUAGAGAACCUUGCCCCUCCGCUUCCUCCAUCACUACCUAUUGCCGAGGACCAAGAGGACGAGGAUGACGAGCAGGAGUCAUCAUCAGGUGAAGAGGAAGAGGAGGAUGAUGAUGAGGGAGGCGUGGAGGAAGAAGAAUCUGGAAGCAGUAGUUCUGCAGAGGAAGAUGACGAGGAGGAGGAAGGUGUGGUUUCAUCGGAGGUAUCGAGCACUAAGGCUACAUCCAGUCAAGGUGUGUGUCGUCCCCAACAAGCAGGUUCACUAGAGGAUGUGGCCAAGUCGACCCCUUCGUCUGAGCCCAGCACAUCAGACGAUCACCAGCCCUGUGAAACUGACCUUGCCCCACUUGAUACCAAGCAUGCGCCUUUACUAACGUCUUCAUGCACCACACCAUCCUCCACUACGGAGGCAGAAGAAACGGAGUGAAAGCUCCACAGUGAGCUAAUUUGGCCAGGAUCAAGAGAUCAUAGGAUAUCAGUCACGACUUGUUAAUGCCCCCAUUUUCAUCAUAUUCUACUUAUGCUUUAUCUUGUACACAUUGUGUAUUUGUGUUACUGUAUUUUGUGCACAGAAUACUAGUUUUGUUGUAUAGUAUUUUGUGCAUUUGAUAUUGCCUUGUGUACAUCCCACACACGUUAAGCCUUGCACAUGUCCUUUACAUGUUGCCUCGUCUAUAUUAUGCCAUCUCAUUUUUGUUAUCACUGUUUUGCUUAGUCUGUGCAUGUUCAUUAUGUUGCACAUACUCCUAGAUUAUUCAUGCAGUUGCUUCUAUUUUUGUAUUGACAUUAUCUUCGUCUUAUAUUUCCCAUUUUCAUAUUGCAAGUAGUCUACUUCAUUCUUUAUCUUCGUCUCUGGCUCCCUUGCCUCGUGUUGUGGUCCUCGUCUCUGGCUUCCACACCGUGUGUUGCGGUCCUUGUCCUUGGCUUCUACACCCUGUGUUGUGGUCCUCGUCUCUGGCUUCCACACCCUGUGUUGUGGUCCUCGUCUCUGGCUCCCCUGCCCCGUGUUGUGGUCCUCGUCUCUGGCUCCCCUGCCCCAUGUUGUGGUCCUCGUCUCUGGCUCCCCUGCCCCGUGUUGUGGUCCUCGUCUCUGGCUCCCCCGCCCCGUGUUGUGGUCCUCGUCUCUGGCUCCCCCGCCCCGUGUUGUGGUCCUCGUCUCUGGCUCCCCUGCCCCAUGUUGUGGUCCUCGUCUCUGGCUCCCCCACCCCGUGUUGUGGUCCUCGUCUCUGGCUCCCCCGCCCCGUGUUGUGGUCCUCGUCUCUGGCUCCCCCGCCCCGUGUUGUGGUCCUCGUCUCUGGCUCCCCUGCCCCGUGUUGUGGUCCUCGUCUCUGGCUCCCCCGCCCCGUGUUGUGGUCCUCGUCUCUGGCUCCCCUGCCCCGUGUUGUGGUCCUCGUCUCUGGCUCCCCCGCCCCGUGUUGUGGUCCUCGUCUCUGGCUCUCUGCCUCGUGUUGUCGUCCUCGUCUCUGGCUCCCCCACCCCGUGUUGUCGUCCUCGUCUCUGGCUCCCCCACCCCGUGUUGCCGUCCUCGUCUCUGGCUCCCCCACCCCGUGUUGUCGUCCUCGUCUCUGGCUCCCCCGCCCCGUGUCGUCGUCCUCGUCUCUGGCUCCCCCACCCCGUGUUGUUGUCCUCGUCUCUGGCUCCCCCACCCUGUGUUGUCGUCCUCGUCUCUGGCUCCCCACCCUGUGUUGUCGUCCUCGUCUCUGGCUCCCCCACCCCGUGUUGUCGUCCUCGUCUCUGGCUCCCCCACCCCGUGUUGUCGUCCUCGUCUCUGGCUCCCUCGCCCUGUGUUGUCAUCCUUGUCUCUGGCUUUUCAACUUCCACAUGUUGUGUUCACGGUCUAGUCUGGGCACAUGCUCAGUUGUUACCCUGAUAUGUUGAAUUAUCUGCUCACUUCAGUACCUGUUAACACCUAACAUAUCCAACACUGAUUAAUUUUCUUCUGUCUAAAAGUAUUUAUACAGCGAGUCAUGAUCAGCUUGCUGGUCCUACACCUAAGAGUAUAUAUAUGAUUUUUCCCAUAGGUUCUCUUCAAGCUCCUGUGUUUGGAUGCAAUCGGUUAAUCAUUAUACCUCAGUGAUAUUUAUAACUUAAUAUGUUUAUUAGGAAAAGGAAGAAAUGUGGAAUUCUUUAUUUUUAAACUUUAUUUUACAAUCAACUGUUACUUAUUAAUGUUUCCUUCUUUAUUGUAAGGUAGACUGAAUGCUUAAUUAUUUUGCUCAUAAGCAGGUGCUAUUAGUGUUUUUUGUGGCCAUAGGAUUCUGCACUCUGCCUCCUUCAGUCUGAUAUUUAAGAUUAUAUUGAUAUUAAAUUAUAUUGAGAGCGGGACCCUAACCAGAUACUCUAUUUAAGCGUAAUAUGUAUAGUGCUUUUCUGACCCAUUUCUUUUGGAGUUUAUUUAGUACCAAUAGAUGCCACUAGUAAGUUUGUCUAGAGAAUUUAUUUUGUAUUUAGAUGCAUUAAGCUUCUUUGGGUUGCUAUUGAUCCCAAGUAGUGAGAUGUAAUAAGUGAUGUGGUGCAGACCUUCAUACUGUUAAUUGGGUGAAGCAAACCUACACACAGCACUGAACGUACACUACCUGCCACUGUUUUAUUGUGAAAUGCUUUAGUAAACUCUGAUAUGCUUUAUAAUGAAGUGAUUUUAAUUUUGUCCUUUGGCAGUUCUUCAUGUAGGCAAAUCUACAGCAGUUCUGUGCAUAAAUCUGUGGUGGCACCCACUGUUAAUGGGUAGUGCUGGCAUUAGUUAUGGAGGGCAAGAUGGGUGUCAUGAUGGUUGCGUCUUAAUAAGGUGGCUGGCUUUCUAACAUCACACUUUUUUUUUUUUCAAUUAUUUUGACACUUCACUACAUGAGCUAAGAUAAUGCAAAGAUUUUGGCAAAAAUGUUAAGUACUGUACUAUAUUCUUUGCAGUUAUUGUAACACACCAAGUUGUAAAAUAUUUUUAGAAGAUUUUUGUGUAGUUGCACUGCAUGUUUUUCUCAAUCUGGUAGUUGUACAAAUAUUAAAUGUAAUUGAUAACGGUUUAAAACCAGUAAAUUUUGCUUAUAUCAGUAAUGCUCUUUUAGGUGAAGACGUACUGUACAUCUAUCAAUUUAAAUUGGCAAAUUCCAUAGCUAAGCAAACAAGUUCCUGAAUAUUUUGUAAUUUUGUAUGAUUUGCAGGGGCUUGAUGUAGACUUAGUUGUCUUGAGUGUUAAGAGCUCAGCAUGUGAUAUGGAACGGUGUGAUAUGGAAUACUGUUGCCAUCCAAACUAAGAUUAGAAUAAAUUUGUCUAAACUACCUUUUUGAUUUCUUAUUUCUUAUUAAUAUGCAGUGUCAUUCUGAGCCGUUACCAAAUAAAACUAAAGGUUAUUUUAUCCUCAAUUUAUCCAGUCAGUCUUUUGUUUGCUAACAUUUCCUUAAUUUUCUCCCUGCUUAUGCGUUUAUUUGCACUCUUCCCGAGUGCAUCAAAAUUCAGAUGUUCAGACCACAUUGCUGCUAUGAUUAUGAGCACAGUAUUGUGAUGUAGGAACUGUUGCUGCUGCCAAAGUUGAAUUUUUUCUGUUCUUAAGGAACUGUUCACAGUGCUGUUUUUUUUUUCUGUACAGUACAUUAGUUUGUGAGUGGAGUUAAUUUGUAGAGUACACAUCUGGGAUCAUUAACGAGUCAUGAUUAUUGUUACUUGUGUGAUGUGUGAGUUUUAUUGAGAAGUUUGUGUUGAAGCUUGUUUGACAAUAAUGGAGUUUGUACAAAUAUUUUCUUCAAAUCCACUUGGCUUGUAGGUUUCAGAAAUUGCAGUUGGUGUGUGUGUGUAGGAGUUUGUCUACUUCUUGGCAGGUUUGUUUGUUUGGUUAAAGACUAGCAUUCGUGUAUUUUGCGUAAAUAUUGUUGGUGUCAUGCUAAACCAUGGCCUCUGCUGGUUACUGGUCUCAUACAUGAUGAAUCAACAGAGAGUAUACAUGAUUCAAGGUAAUUUGGUUAAACUUAUUUUCAUACAUCCCUCUACAUUGUGCAUCCACACAAUACAUUACCGAAUUAAUUUUGUGACAAAUUUUAAAGCUGAACCUAGUACUGCAAUUGUGUCCAGGUUUCUGUUCUGCUGACACAUUUCUUAAAAAUGAUUUAUUUUAGAGGACACUCAGAGCCUAUUUGGGAUUAUGUAGUAACGGUAGAUACACGAGAAUCACACCGGACGUGUUAUUUUCUGGCAAAUUAUUUGUUUUAUAAUGAGCUUUGCCAUGUAAAAUGUUAACUUUGGGCUCGAAUAGAGCUGUAGUCAAAAUUGUUAAUAUUGCUACAUUUUGCUUAUGUGAACAUAGUAUAUUGCAAGAAAUGAAUCGUAUAAGCAUUAGUAGAGCACAAGUUAGGUCUUGCAUUAACUUUGCACUAAUAAUGGUCUCCAUUAGUGUGUUGUUAUAAUGCUUGUUUACCUUUAGUCUUUUGAUCCCAUUGUGGAUAAGUAUUUGUGAAGAGGAAAUACUGAUAUUACGAGUUUUAUGUACGUUUCUACAGGGAGUCUUUAAGGAAUUAUCAUACAUAAUUUAUUUCCAAACAUUCUGAAGGUCAAUAAUUUUAAGCAAGAGAAAUUAUCUAAUACUUUUCUGUACAUUAUACAUGCCAGUCACACAACUACAUCUAUUGAAUCUUUCAAUAUUUUGUUGUAAAUUAAUUUAUGCUCUCAUUGUUGUCAACCUUCAGAUUUAUAUAAAACAUGUUAAACUGUCUUCAAAUAUUUUCCAUCAGUUACUUGUUCAGUCACUUUAAAUAUACACGAUCUUCCUUACAGAAAUGCACUUUGAAAGAUAAGUUUUAUCUUUGGGUGUUUUUGUUUUACCAACUUCAUGUUGUUAUGCUUUCCUUGUGUGCAGUUUGGUGUUAAAUAUUGCAACUUUCUGGAUUAAAAUACAAUUAGGUAAAUAUUUGCAGUUCAAGUUAACAAGUGCCACUUUUGUGUGAUAACAAAUUUGGGCCCUAAAAUGUGUAGCCAAGACACUGCUCUUGGGUAUUUGUUUGUCCUUUAUUACCCCCCAAGCCCCCAUACUAUAGUCCAGAAUUGGUUCCUUACAAUAGUUGGGCUCCCAAACUAAAAUACAUAUAUACUAUAUCUGAAAAUUUUAUUUGUAUUUUUUAAUAUGAAAUUUGAAUAAAAAUAUUUUAAAAGCCUUUA